Babesia ovata is the source of this 1437-nucleotide messenger RNA. Its product is annotated as origin recognition complex subunit 4 isoform X1, putative. The transcript is spliced from 4 exons. Gene Ontology annotation, molecular function: DNA replication origin binding. The coding region runs from base 1 to 1437 and encodes 478 amino acids. NCBI's taxonomy places the organism in Eukaryota, Apicomplexa, Aconoidasida, Piroplasmida, Babesiidae. Gene Ontology annotation, biological process: DNA replication; DNA replication initiation. The record is from RefSeq and is a predicted model, not a curated record. Gene Ontology annotation, cellular component: nucleus; nuclear origin of replication recognition complex.
AUGGUGGCCGUGCGACUUGGGAAGGCGAUGAAUAAGGCGGAGAGCGCAAUCGUGAUGGUAGUUGGCCCCCCGGGGUCAGGGAAGACGUAUCUCGUCAAUGCCGCCGUGGAGAUGUUAAUCGAAAAUGAUACCGAGGACAUGCCGUAUCCACCAGACUUAGAAUCUGAGGAGGAGGGUCUGAGGGGGGAACGCAUACAGGACAUCCCCUCCGACGCGGGGAGUGUCAGCGACAUGCCCUGGACUGUCAGGCUUGUAUUGCUGGAAGCCUACAACUACCGCGACGAGAUGAAGUGCCUGAAGCACCUGGCCUUGCUCAUAGAGAAGAUUGCGGGAGUGAACACCUCCCGCUGCGGAAAGCCGCGCCUCCUGGAAGUCCAGCAGCGCGUGAUACGCUGCUUGAAGCAGCUGAGGAAGGCCCAUAUCUUUGUGGUCAUCGUGAUAGAGGGGGUGGACGUGUUCACCAAGGGCAAAAACGACUGCAGCGUGAAAACGGGUACAUGCUACCGCAGGCAGGGCCUGCUCUACUUCCUCGGCAGCCUGUUAGACUCUGAGGAGCUAGCGUUCGCUAUGGUCGGCAUCACGCCAGACAUACGGACGGUGGAUAGGCUUGAGAAGCGCGUGAGAUCAAGGUUCAUGCACUAUACUGUCUACUGCGACCGAAGCAACGAUUACGAUGAGGUGAUGGCGCCGGGCAGGCUGUCGUUGUUGGGGGACCGCGCCGUGCUGACCCUAGACAGCGAAUCCAAGCAAUACCUCGGAGAGAAUAUGUUAUGUGGGGGAAGCGCAACCAGCGCCAUCGCCGCCGCAUGUGCGCAGCUGCCGGACGAUGCGUUCACAAAGCAGGAAGACGGGCAACUUUGCAUAUCCGCCGAGGCGGUUUCGGCCGUUUUUCGCGAUUCCGGGAACACACGAUGGUUCGAGGAGAUCGUUUGGCAGCUCUCGGUGGCCGACCACUACGUGUUGGUGGCGCUCGCCCGGCUGCACGCGCUGGGCAUCGUGCCGGUGACCCUCAUGGACGUGGAGCGGGAUCUGAAGGAUCUGGCGGCAUAUUAUCCGAGUGAGAAGGAAGCCAUCCCACGCUUCCAGGGGCUGGCACGCGUGUUCAUUAACCUAGUCGCCAUGGGAGUGGUUGACUGGGUGCGCUUAGGCGUCAAUCGGUGGGGAUUCGCAGACUCCGGCGCCGGAAUUUGCGACCCGCAAGGGGCGAACGCGCCCUGUCGAUUCACCUACUACAAGACGCCCCAGAUAUCUCAAGCUAGACCACAACAAGUUGUUGCCCACACAUCUUGCGGGCUGGCUGUCCUUGGCGACGCGGACACUCAGGUGACCUUCGUCGGCCGGCGUCGGGAACGCUACACAGGGCACAAGACACAUCUUCCGGAAGAAUGUCCGCAAACUGCCACUAAAGGCAUCGCCUUAUUUUAUCGCAACUUUUGA